CUAAUUCGAUGGCGAGGUAAACAACAAAUUUACGUUUGUUUUAAUUAUUUGCUUAACGCGGUUUAUCAUUUUGAUACUUUUAGCCUAACUACGUGAAUUCCCAACAAGGACAAACAAAAACAACAUUUUGGUCCUCUGAUUGCAGUUGGUACACUAGAUGAGUGGUACUAGUAGCGUUCCGGUUGGUGGACUUGUCCCGCCACCCCUUGUGCCUUUGCCUAAUUGUCACGCACGAGCGAAACAGGUACAGGCACGCCUGUUCAACGAGAUCCCCAUUCCCACGAGCUACAUAGCUAACUGCCGGCUCUGCUUGGGUACCCAAUUUGGAAACAGAUGUACAACCAUUAUUGACGAGCCGUUAAUCACCAUGAUGAAGCAGGUGUUUCCCAUCGUGAUAGCGAACCAGAUAGGGCUACCGAUGAAUGUGUGCACCGAAUGCGUAAAGACGGUGGAGACAUUUUACAUGUUCAGCAGUCAGGUGUUGGCCAAUCAGAACAAGUUGUUGGCAACCUUGCCGGAUGUAAUACGUCCGGUACAAAAUAAUGAUGGUGUGGAAUGUAGAGAAAAUCCGGUCUCGACACAAGAACCACAAGAGAACGUUCUCCGUGAGGAACCGGAGGCUCCGAUUGAUACGGAUUUGUUGAUAAAAAUAGAAAAAGACGAUGAACAAGAAGGUUCCGACCCACUAGCAACUACUGAAGAUAUUGUAUUCGAUGUCAUCGACGAAAUUCCCGAUUUAAAGCUAGAAGAAGAGGCAAUUGAUCUAUUCGAGCUAAACUCUAAUGCUGGGAUGGACCCACUAUUGAAGGAAACAACAAACCCACUCGAGAUAAAUCCUGAUGCUGGGAUCAACUUACAACUGGAGGUUAAGGAAGAAAUGUUAACAGAUCCGUCACCUGAUAGUGUCGCAGAUAGCGAAACACUGGCGCAAGAUUCACUUGUCAAGGUAAAACCGAAGAAACAAUCUAAACGGAAUGUACCUCCAGGAUCCAGAGUGUUCAAUCGUCCACUUAAUUUUUGUCCAGUGCAUAGUAUCUGGUUUGAACUCAAUCAAAUAAGCAGCGAACCAGAGCUAAUAGAACUGAACCGACGAUUAAAAGAUCAUGUAUUUAUGCAGCAGCUGAUAAACUGUUUGCAACAUACAACGGAAGAAUCAAUUUCGGUUCACUUGAUGAAUAAAUCGUUCGACAUUCUGUUUGACGUAGAUUUCCUUGCAUCCUGUGGCUGGCGCAAUGUGGAGGGAAAAAUACCUCUGCAACACCAUUCCAAAAUUCAUGAGCUGUUCAAUAGGUUGGGUGUACCCGAAGGACAAAAAAUGGCAGCGUAUAAAAUUCAGAGAUACUUUGUCGUGAAAAUACAACUUGCAAGACGACGAGCUCAAGAAUCAUUAGAUGAAUUGUCAUCAGAGGACCAAGCGCAGGCGAUCCUAUGCAAUUUGGUACCUACAAGUGGAAAAGAAAACGCCCUACAAGCUCAAGAUUUUACUUCCACACACCGAUUGAAAAAACGACGUAAAAUGUAUCCAUCGGUCCAAGAAGUUCUUAUUCAUCCUAAGCGUAACUGUUGUUCGCUGAAACUCAAGCAAAUUAGAAGCCUUCCAGUGCUCAUCGAGUUUAAUCGUCGACUAGAAGAUGAAGAGUUCAUGAAGCAAGUCAUAAAGUAUUUGCAGUACGAGGCGAAAGAACCAAGGCCGGAUCUCCUCAUGAAUAAAUCGUUGGACAUGCUGGUAGAUAGGCAUUUCUUAGCAACCUGCCUCUGGCGUGGAGAUGCUCAAAACUCCUUGAAACAACAUUCAAAGAUUUUGGAGCUGUUUAGUAGAUUAGGUGCUUCGGAAGGAACGAAACUGCCAGGAUUUAAAGUUGGUGCUUAUUUCCAACUUCGACUUAGCUAUGUAAAGCGAAGAGAAAAGUUUUACAAUACAUCGAGCGGAACAACGGAUGAAGCAAAUUCUAACAGUGAUACAGAACUGCAAGAAGAGGACAUUUUGCGCGAUAGCAUAGGUGAUACACCGUGUACAAGUGUAGAAGAAAGUGUAGAACAAGCUCAAGAGACAAAUUUCAAAGAUCAACUGAAGAAACGUAAUCUCAAAGGACCGAUGCGCUUUGUUCGAUUCAAUUCGGGUGCAACUUGCUGCAAGCUCGAUAUCAAACAAAUUACCAGCGAACCAGAGAUGGCAGAGCUUAAUCGUCGACUGGGAGACGAAGAAUACAUGAAGCAGAUCGUCAGUUACAUACAGUUUGAAACUGGAGAAUCAAGGCCAGAUCCGCUGAUGAAAAAAACGCUUGACAUUCUGUUUGAUAGACGUUUCUUUGUCGGCGUAAGUUGGUCCGGAAAAUGUAAUAAAAUAGCUUUAGAACAUUAUUUAAACAUCCUCGAAUUGUUUAAAAGGUUAGGUGCGUCAAAUGGUGUGAACGCAUCAUCAGAACAAAUAGAAAGGUUUUUUAAUACUAAAUUUAGACACGCAAAGCGACGAGCGACUUCAAAGACAGUCAACAGUGCGUCGGCUGCGGAAGCCAUGCAACAGGAAACAGGAAAUCGUAGUGAUUGAUGGGAAAAGUAAAUAAAAUAAAAUAAACCAUAUAAAUGU
Messenger RNA from Anopheles merus, 2587 nucleotides. RefSeq lists its product as uncharacterized. The record is from RefSeq and is a predicted model, not a curated record. The transcript has 3 exons. Gene Ontology annotation, cellular component: nucleus. NCBI's taxonomy places the organism in Eukaryota, Metazoa, Arthropoda, Insecta, Diptera, Culicidae. Gene Ontology annotation, molecular function: zinc ion binding. Bases 158 to 2548 code for a protein of 796 amino acids.